This is a messenger RNA of Suricata suricatta (meerkat), 652 nucleotides long. RefSeq names its product cytochrome c oxidase subunit 4 isoform 1, mitochondrial. NCBI's taxonomy places the organism in Eukaryota, Metazoa, Chordata, Mammalia, Carnivora, Herpestidae. The transcript is spliced from 4 exons. Bases 32 to 541 code for a protein of 169 amino acids. Gene Ontology annotation, biological process: mitochondrial electron transport, cytochrome c to oxygen. The record is from RefSeq and is a predicted model, not a curated record.
AUACGGAAGCUGUGCGUUUUUCUCUUUCAGAAUGUUGGCCGCCAGAGUGUUUAGCCUUAUUGGCAAGCGGGCGAUUUCCACCUCCGUGUGUGUCCGAGCGCAUGGAAGCGUCGUGAAGAGUGAAGAUUAUGCUCUUCCAAGUUACGUGGACCGGCGCGACUACCCCCUGCCCGACGUGGCGCACGUCAAGACCCUCUCCGCCAGCCAGAAGGCCUUGAAGGAGAAGGAGAAGGCCCCCUGGAGCAGCCUGUCCAUCGAUGAGAAAGUCGAACUGUACCGCAUCAAGUUCAACGAGAGCUUCGCGGAGAUGAACCGCAGCACGAACCAGUGGAAGACGGUCGUGGGCACCGCCCUGUUCUUCAUCGGCUUCACCGCGCUCAUCAUCAUCUGGGAGAAGCACUACAUGUACGGCCCCAUCCCACACACCUUUGAGGAGGAGUGGGUGGCCAAGCAGACCAAGAGGAUGCUGGACAUGAAGGUCAGCCCGAUCCAGGGCUUCGCGGCCAAGUGGGACUACGACAAGAAUGAGUGGAAGAAGUAGGAGCCCGUCUGCCCCGCCGGAGCCUUCUCCCGUCUGCCCCGCCGGAGCCUUCUCCCGUCCCGCCGCCGCCCGCGGCUCGGCGCCGGCGCUAAUAAACGCAGCUUCCGUGAA